UCAGUCAGUUCCCCUCUCUGUGGCAAUAGGACCGCAGUCUUGGCGAGAUGAUACGGUGCACUCUAUACGACGAGCGGAACACUUGGUCCGGCAAACCGACGCAGGACGGUCAGGGUCUAUCAGAUGUAUGCGGAGCAGUAGCGCCACCGCGUUUACCCCCAGGCGCACAGACACAAAUGAUGUGGAUGGAGGUGGUGAUGCUUUGUGUAAGAAUAAACUCAGAUCCCAAACCACGGGGACAAUGGGCCCUGAGUACAGUGGGGAUAUACUUUCCAGAGAGAAACUGAACAGGCCUAUAGUAAAAGUUUACCACAGACACCCUGGGACCCAGUUACCUGAGGCUGCUCAUCUCAUACAGGGUAGUUCUGUGUUGAGAUGUUGCCUGCUGUCCUCUAAAGAGGAGCUCUCCAGGCUGCAGGGCACAUGUCUGCAGCUGGUGGACAACCUGCACGGCAAGAGGGCUGCAGAGCAAGUGGACUCUGCUGUGGUCAGGCUGCUGUGGUCAGGCUGCUGCGGUCAGGCUGCGGCGGCAGCUGGUCGACAGACGAGCAAUGCCCACUUUCCUCCAACAGGGGUCGUACUAAACUCAUUAUGUAGUGCAUGACUCAAUUCAUCUAUCUUCAAUGUUUCCUCUCUCCUUGGUUCCUUCUCAAAAAUGCAUUGGAGGAGAAGAUCAGAGGGAAGAAAGAUAUAAGGUUCCUCCCCUCUGAUCUUCUCCUUCAAUGCAUUUUGAGAAGAAGAUGAGGAGAGGAAUCAAGGAAAGAGAAGAGCCCGUCUAUAGUUGUAUACAAACGGCAUGUGUGUGUUUUAUCCUGGAUAUGAAGUGAAAGCGGGACCAAUGUGCUGAUGAUUAGGAAGGUAUGUUUAACCUAGUCAUGUGUGGCAUCCCAACUCUCAAUUAACCACAUUUCUGCAUUACACCAUUAACGUGUACUUGAAAUAAACAUAAACAGUAUUUCUCUGCAAACUCAGCCCCAUUGCUUAUUGUUUGGCAGUCCCUUAGAUCAGAAAUGUGCAUGGGUUUCAUUGGCCUGUACUUGAUCUCCUUGUCAUACUGCCAUUUUGUACAGCUUGGCAUCUAUAAUGCGAAUUGAAUAUGUUCAGCAUAGACUGCAUUAGAAUCACGAACAGUGUACUGUUUAUGUUCAUCUUCACCUGUGAAUAAAUGUAUACUGUUAUAAAGUCCAGUCUCCAUCGCCCCCUCCUCUUCAGUCCGAGUCAUAAGA
Molecule: messenger RNA, 1226 nt
Organism: Salmo salar (Atlantic salmon)
Lineage: Eukaryota; Metazoa; Chordata; Actinopteri; Salmoniformes; Salmonidae
Source: RefSeq, a predicted model, not a curated record